UGCUACAUGUGAGCCAGAGCAGGCCGAUUUUCGCCAUUCCAGCAUUCAACUCACAAUUGCAUACGACCUUGCGAUAUUUCCACGCUUAUCCGCCCGUUUCAAGAGGCGCCCCAGAACCGAGAAUCUCUCUGCCGCGCGAUCAUCUCCCGCCGCCUAGAUAAACGCGUCUCAGAAGUCGGACACGGGCAAAGAGCCACCGUCGCACUGGUCGUCCAGACACAACGAUCCUUACCUCGACACCAUGUCUAUCGAGAUUGGCCUCGGCACGCCGCUGGCGGACGCACUGAAUGCUGCGAUCCCGCCGAAGCUGGUUGAGGUUGGAUGGGGCACGGGCGGUAGCGACGACUCCGCACUCGCCGAGUACAUCAUUCUCAUGCUUGUCAAUGGCAAGACGCAAGACCAGAUUGCUGCAGAGCUGUCUGGAGACCUCCUAAAUCUGCCGCUCGACGACCCUGUCGUUCACGAAUUCUCCAAAUGGCUAUUCGACCAAGUUCACAUGCUCAACGCGCAUGGCGGACAAGGAAACGGCGGUGACUCCAUGGGCGACUUCUCAGGAGACGCCGCAGGUGGAGAUAUGGACACUGAUAUGGGCUCUCACGGUGCGCCCGAAUUGAACGCGCCCACCGGUCCCCGCUCAAUGCGCAACGGCAACGGCAACUUCAGGGGAGGACGAGACAAGCGAAUGUUCGGGCAAAUGUCCAAAGCCAUGGACCGAUCAAAUGACAACGUGCUUCAUCGAGUUCGUGGGGGCAGUGGAAGAAUCGACACACAUGGGCGUGCCCCCCCUACUGGCCCACGCGGAGGUCGCGGCGGCAUGAUGCGGAAUCACAACAACAACAACAGAGGCAUGCAGGCCGGCGCAAUGCCUGGUGUUGCUGGCGGACCUGCGUUCCCACAAUGGGGGAUGCAAGGCCAACCUACUCAGAUCGACGUCAUGGCCAUGUUAGAACAACAGAGUCAAAUGAUGUUGGAGCUGUCUCAACAGAUGAUGAGCAACGGAAACCGGGGGUUUGGCCACCAGCGACGAGGAGGAAAGUCUCUAUUUGAGAGGACCCAGGACCCUCGCCACAAGAAUAACUUUCGAAGAGGCCAAGGUCAGGGCCAGGCCGACGCCAACGGGGAGGACUCGAACAUGGAGACGGGUGCCGAAGGCGAGGAUGCUGACAUGGGCAAGCGCGAGCCUCCGAACCCAGACGAGACUGUUUGCAAAUACAACCUUCACUGCACCAACAAGGACUGCAAAUUUGCGCAUCAGUCUCCAGCAGCGCCCCCGGGAGUUUCUGUCGAUGUCAACGAUAUUUGUAGCUUUGGCGCCGCCUGCAAGAACCGCAAGUGUGUCGGACGCCAUCCCUCACCGGCCGCAAGACUUGCGCAUCAGAGCGAGCAGGACUGCAAGUUCUUCCCUAACUGUCAAAACCCUCGAUGCCCGUUCAAGCACCCCUCGAUGCCUCUCUGCCGCAACGGUGCAGACUGCACUACACCAAACUGCAAGUUUACACAUGUCACGACAAAGUGCAAAUACACUCCCUGCCUAAACCCCACCUGCCCCUUCGCUCACGAAGAGGGCCAGCAGGGAGGCUUCAAGGACAAGGUCUGGACACCAGGUCAGGGAGAGCAUGUCAGCGAGAGAAAAUUUGUGGAUGAGAAUGCUGAAGAGCAAAUGAUUCAGCCAGAGACGGAGAACAAGGAAGAGAUGGCACAGGAUCAAGAGAUUAUUGGUUAAAGGGAGGUCAUGGGAGGGUUAAAAAAGCAAAAAAAAACAAAAGAAAGGAUGACAAAAUUCUCUGAAUACCAGGCAUCACUCAAAGUGAUGCUUUUUUCUGCUUCGGUUGCUAUAAAAAGACGGCCACUACAGCCCCCUGUAUGACUUUUUGACUUUGGGGCUCGGAGGGGACCUGUACGAUUAUGCUGGACGUAUAUGUUUCUUGUCACGUUGGGCAGGGCAUGGAAAGGCGUUUUUGGACUGGGAGACACAUGGGUUUUUUAACGUGCGUGGAGAUUUAUCACAAAGUUUUAUACACGCCUCUUUGGUUGGCAUUCUGAGGUAGCAGCCGGUUUUAUUUUCGGCCGUGGGCUCGAAAACCACGAGAGCCUAGCGACAGAUAAUACCAGAUACUUGCUUCUUUCUGUCGUUGUUUAGAAUUGAUGUUCCAAACCG
Messenger RNA from Trichoderma harzianum CBS 226.95, 2158 nucleotides. RefSeq lists its product as hypothetical. Gene Ontology annotation, biological process: regulation of mRNA stability. Bases 242 to 1723 code for a protein of 493 amino acids. The transcript has 2 exons. Gene Ontology annotation, cellular component: cytoplasm; nucleus. Gene Ontology annotation, molecular function: poly(A) binding. The record is from RefSeq and is a predicted model, not a curated record. Lineage: Eukaryota; Fungi; Ascomycota; Sordariomycetes; Hypocreales; Hypocreaceae.